Parnassius apollo (apollo) is the source of this 384-nucleotide messenger RNA. Lineage: Eukaryota; Metazoa; Arthropoda; Insecta; Lepidoptera; Papilionidae. The record is from the annotation of a GenBank genome assembly.
AUGUUUUCAGGCCUAUCGCUUGCUAAUGGACACAAAUGGCAUGAAACUGCAUGGAAAAAGCAGACCACACAGAGCCCAGGGAUACAUUUUAAAAAAUAUAUAAAGCAGAAGGAACAAAGCAGAAUACGACUGCAAUCUUCGACACGCAAACGAUUAUUUGCUCCAAGAGAGAAAACCCAACCGGAUAAGCACUAUGGACCUGAAGCUUGUGAUCCUAUUGAUAUUAACGAAGCACAGUUGACAGAAUUCCAAAAGUCACCAGAAAACUUUGCUUUGAUUGAAACGUCCACUGUAGGACAGCAUGAAAAUGAUUUAUAUACUACUACUCAUAGGAGUGACCGUUUGACUGCUAGUCAUUUUGAAAUGGUGAGUUGUGUGGUGUGA